AUGGAACAAAAUAUUGAAAAUGUCUUACAACGAAGAAGACACGGUGAUCCAAUAGAUCACAAUUUAAUAAGAGGGAUAAUUCUUCAUGACAUUUUUGAUCCGAUAAUACCUGUUGCAGUUGCACCAAGACCCCAUUUUGUGUUAGAAACAGUUGACGAGAAAGAUGCGGAACAAAAUUUUCGAUUCAAAACAAGAGAUAUUCCGCUACUAGCUCGGUCUUUACGCAUUCCAAAUCGCAUUAGAACCAAAUCUGGGCAUAUAGCAACAGAUGCUUUUUAUGGACAGCUCCAAGAUCUACUGGACACAACAAUAGCCGGUAAUAAAACAAUAAUUCUCGGCGACUUAAACGCCGGAGUCGGCAACAUACCUGUGGCUGGAGCUACACAAAGAUUUAAUGAAGAAACGUUCAACGACAACGGAGAAAGACUCCUAGAACUUUGUUUAUUGAAUAACCUCCGAAGUAACAACACAUACUUUGACCAUCCAAUACAGCAUAAGAUCACCUGGUCAGAUACAAGAGGACGUAACUCUAUGAUUGACUACAUUAUAACAAACAGACAAAUACACUCCAGGGAUAUAAUAGAUGUGCGCACUCUAUCGUCCGCCAAUGUAGGAUCCGACCAUGGCCUGGUACUAGGGAAAAUCAAUAUAGAAUUCAACACACAACGCAAACGAAAUACAAAAGUCGAAGAAAAGUUAAACAUAGAAAGCUUAGAAGACCAAGGGACACAAAACUUGUAUAGAAACAGACUAACAGAAAAGCUAAACAGCCAUAACCUAGAGACUAAAAAGGAUAUAGAAGAAACCUGGAAAAUUAUUAGAAAAAGUAUCCUACAAGCAGCAGAAGAAGCUUUAGGUAAAAGAAAAGUCAACAGAAAUAAACGUGAAUACAAAACUCCAUGGUACGACGAAAGGGUGAAAGCACUAGCAAAUCAAAAGAAACAAGCUUUCCUAACAUACAAAAGAGUGAAGACACCGGAGGCACGAGACGACUACGUGACAAUCAGGAAUAGAGUAAACCAAGAAAUAGAUAACAUCAAAAAGGAACACUGGGAGAAAUUUACCAAAGAUAUGGAAUACGACCUCUAUGGAUCCCAGAAAAAGGUGUGGAAGAUGAUAACCAGACAAAAAACAGAAAUAAAUGAAUUUAUACGGAUAGAUAACAUUAGGGAGACACAAUGGACUGAGCAUUUCGCGAAAUUAUAGGGAGAAGGAGAAGAAGAGAACAGAGAAAUAAACAUUAAUGAAACCCACGAUAGAGUACUAAUAUCAGAAGAAGAGCUACAAGAACAAAUAAAAAAAUUAAAAAAUAGAAAAGCACCUGGUCCUGAUAAGAUAAAUAAUGAACUGCUAAAAUAUGGAGGAAGAACACUACUCAAAUGGCUCCUAAAAUUAUUUGUCGAUAUAAUAAAUAUCGGAGUAGUACCAGCUGAAUGGAAGGAAAGUCUCCUGCUACCGAUACUCAAAAAGGGAGACUCGAAAAAUCCUGAAAAUUAUAGAGGCAUUAGUCUGAUGAACAGCACAUUAAAAUUGUUGACGGCAGACAUAAAAGAUAAAAUCGAGGAAAAAGCGAAUAUGGCAGAUGAACAGCAAGGCUUCCGGAAGAACCGCAGCACAAUAGAUGCAAUUUUUAUUAUCAGGCAAAUAGUAGAAAAGUCUAUUGAAUAUGUAAAACCAGCAUACAUGUGCUUUGUAGAUUUAAAAAGUGCUUUUGACAGGGUGAGGCGAAAUGAUAUCUUAAAUUUAUUACAAGCUGAACAAAUAGACCACCAGAUAAUAAGGCUAAUUAAGGAAAUUAACAAGAACAACAAGACCAGAGUUAUAAUGUCAACAGGAGAAACAGAACGCAUAGAACUAAAAGGAGGAAUCCGCCAAGGAGACUCGCUCAGCCCAUUGUUAUUCAAUAUGAUGAUGUUCACGAAGUCAUAAAACGACAUGGAUACCACAUGGGAGCGCAUAAAAUCACGAUACUAUGCUAUGCCGAUGAUGCAGUACUAAUUGCUGAUAACGAGGAUGACCUACAAAGGCAGCUCCACACUUUCAAUAUCACAGCAAAUAAAUUUAAUAUGAGAAUAUUGGUAGAAAAAAACUAAAUGUAUAGUGAUAAGUAAAGAGCCGCGUAGAUGCAAGUUAGAAAUAGACGCCAAAAUUGUAGAACAAGUAAUGAAAUUCAAUUACCUAGGAGUAGAGAUCACUAGUGACUGGAAUAUAAGAACAGAGACCACAACACAAGCGACAAAAGCGGCAAGAGUAAGUGGUUGCCUACGAGAAACCAUAUGGAGAAACAAAUAUCUGACCACGGAAAGCAAAAUAAAAGUAUACAAGACAACAGUAAGACCUAUCCUAACAUAUGCAGCGGAGACAAGGACCGAUACAAGAAAGACGAGACAACAAAUCAACAAUAUCGAAAUGAAAGUAUUAAGAUCAAUAGCGGGCAUAUCAUUAAGAGACAGACAAAGCAACAGAAGUAUACGAGAACGUUGCAAAAUUCAAAAUAUUAACAGGUGGAUAAAAACAAGAAAGAAAAACUGGAACGAACAUGUAAAUCGAAUGGAACCAGAUAGAUUAGCGAACAUCUGUAAAAACAACAAGCCGUAUAGCAGAAGACCCGUUGGAAGGCCGCCGAAAAGGUGGAAAGACAAUGUACAGUCAACAACAACUGAAACAGAAUAAGAGGCAGACAAACAGGAGUAAUCCUAGUCGCGCGAAGAAGAAGAAGAAGAAGAAGAAGAAGAACACAUAUAUGACAAUGUUAGGUAUGUCUUAGAAGACUUAAAUAGAUUGAAUUGGCUAACUCGAGAUCGUUUACAACAAUAUGCACAGGCAGUGGCCAAUAAGGGAGCAGCAGUACAGAAUUGUUGGGGCUUUAUAGAUGGCACUGCAAGAGCCAUAUGCCGACCAGGAAUAGAUCAGGAAGCAUACUAUUCGGGUCAUAAACACUUCCAUUGCACAAAAUACCAAGCUGUUGUGUGUCCAGAUGGCCUAACAGUCAGUUUGCAUGGAGCAUUUAUGGGUAGAAGACACGAUGCUGGAAUACUUCGGGAAUCAGGUCUUUACAAUCAGCUGGAAGAAAAGACACGAUUUCCUGAUGGUAGUACUUUUGUUUUAUAUGGAGAUCAAGCUUAUGGUAUUCGGGAACUAUUGUUGUGUCCUUAUCCAGGACAAGGUGUCAAUCAAUUGCAGCAAAACUUUAAUGCCUCAAUGUCUACUGUAAGACAAGCAGUUGAGUGGAGUUUUCAGAAAGUGAUUGCAGAAUUUGCAUUUCUGGACUUCAAAAAAAAAUCAAAAAUUGCUUUUACAAGAUGUAGAGGCAAUGUAUAAAACUGCAACAAUAUUGACAAACUGCCAUACUUGCUUAUAUGGUAGUCAGUCUGGUCAGUUUUUUAAUAUGCCAUCUACCACUUUGGAACAAUAUCUUGAACCAAUAAAUGAUGAAUAGUUUUUCCCCUUGUAUAUUCUUUCUUCUUGUUCUUUUUGACAUAACAUGACAUGUCAUGACUCUGUCUGUUUUUUCAAUGUACCUCCAGUAAUUAUCGUUUUUGUGGUCUUCCCACUAAUCACCUUCAUAUCAGGGAACCGUCUCUGAUCAUC
This is a messenger RNA of Diabrotica virgifera virgifera (western corn rootworm), 3591 nucleotides long. RefSeq lists its product as uncharacterized. Lineage: Eukaryota; Metazoa; Arthropoda; Insecta; Coleoptera; Chrysomelidae. The record is from RefSeq and is a predicted model, not a curated record. Bases 1 to 1206 code for a protein of 401 amino acids. Gene Ontology annotation, molecular function: catalytic activity. The transcript is spliced from 3 exons.